Messenger RNA from Papilio xuthus (Asian swallowtail), 1680 nucleotides. RefSeq lists its product as uncharacterized. Gene Ontology annotation, cellular component: mitochondrion. NCBI's taxonomy places the organism in Eukaryota, Metazoa, Arthropoda, Insecta, Lepidoptera, Papilionidae. The record is from RefSeq and is a predicted model, not a curated record. The transcript is spliced from 3 exons. Bases 50 to 790 code for a protein of 246 amino acids.
AUUUCUAAAAAUGCGUAAGAGUUAAACAACCAAUAUAUAUUUUAUCAUAAUGGCUCUUACUUUUAGAAUUUUGUACAGAAACAGUCGAUAUAUUAACGACACAAUUAUACCUGCGAGAUGGUGUUACAAAACGUCGAAUCCUGUUCGAAUCUUGGCUAGCGGUAUUUGUUAUCAAAAAAACACUGUUGUGGUCAAAUCAUUAAAUAGAAUUAAUGAGAUUAAUUCAAAAGCACCAUUACGGUCAUGUACCACACAGAACUAUGAUGCGAAACCGCCCACAGAGCCAAAAAAAGGACUGGUUCAAAGGUUUAAGGAAAUGUAUAGAGACUAUUGGUAUGUAGUUUUACCUGUGCACAUGACUACAUCAGCCAUAUGGUUUGGAAGUUUCUACUACGCCGUACGAAGUGGUGUUGAUGUGAUUGGUUUACUGGAAAAUUUAAAUAUCAGUGAAAAAUUAUUAUCACCAUUAAAGGAGUCAAGUGCGGGUUAUUUCGCUCUUGCAUUUGCACUUUAUAAACUGAUCACACCACUGCGAUAUGCAGUUACAGUUGGUGGGACUACUUAUGCCAUUAAAAAGUUACAAACACUUGGCUGGAUUAGACCAGUGCCUUCAAGAGAACGAAUCAAAGAAAUGAUUCAGGAAAAAAAAGAAAACCUCCAAGGUCGCAUACAUGAAAGUAAACAACAUUAUCAGAGUCAAAUGAGAGAGAAGGGUUCUCAGGUUAUGGAAGAAAUGAAAAGGUACAAAACUGAAAUGCACAACAUUAAGAACAAAGUUAAGAAGAUGUAAAUUGAAAAAUGUCUUUUUAUACUUUUCCUUUUUUUUUUAGCAAGUUUAGGCCAAAAGAAUAAUUUGCAGUCAACUACUUAAGUAGUAAGGGAUGAAGGAAUUAUAAUCAUAAAAACUCUGUUAUAAUUUUGAAUAGUUUAUUGUUUCAUAAUAUAAAUAUAAAAGUAAUGCUUAAUAAAUUGUUUUUAUUACUUCAUGACAUCAUUGAUGAAAAACAGUCACAUUUCUAUACCAAAAUGUACACAUAUAAAACAAUGAUAACUAUAUUAAGUACCUACAGACAGCACGAAACUGGAAUGUUUACUGAUAAAAAUGAGCCUUUCAUUCAAUUAUUGUAACAAUUAACUGCCACCAGGUGUGCUGCCAUUUCUACAUUAAAUUAGUAAAUGCAUUUAGAUAAACAAUUACACCCCUAACACCAACAAAUUUUCAUACAACUUUUCUUUAAUUCCAUAUAUUUGUAUAAAGAAUUUUCAAGCAAACCCUUACACCCAAUUUACAAUUUGCAUUAAAUCCCAAACUGUUAUAAGCAACAGUUAUUUCACCUUAUCCAUUUAACUGAAAUAUAAAGCAAAAAAUAUCAUCUAACAUUAUCACAAAGCAUCAUAGGCAACCAUAACAAUUAUUGUAGUCAAAUCACAUGUCUAAUACUAACUACAUUGUCUAUUCAAAUAUCUUAUUAAUUACUACUUAUUUGUGAAAUAUUGUUUACAAUUGUAAUUGCAAGCAAACAUAAAAAUAGUUGACAGUCAAAAAUUAAAUCGUAAUAUUUUAAUUUCAUUAUUAAUUACUUAACAAGGCUGUUUGUGACUUAUUCAAUGGUACUUAUUUUGUUUUGUUAUACAAAUUAUUUUAAUUAUAAUAAAUUGCCAGUUAAAAAGCGAAUUAAU